Molecule: messenger RNA, 612 nt
Organism: Lathyrus sativus (Indian pea)
Lineage: Eukaryota; Viridiplantae; Streptophyta; Magnoliopsida; Fabales; Fabaceae
Source: the annotation of a GenBank genome assembly
AUGGCACAACCUCUCACACAAUCACAGCCUCAAGCAACCAAACCCAAACCAAAAACCUCAAUCCUACGUUACAUUGCUAUGAUAAUUUUAUUCUUAAUACUUCUUGUUGGCAUAGCGGUUCUCAUAAUUUGGCUAGUUCUAAAGCCAAAGCAUUUGCAAUACAGUGUUGAAGAUGCUGCGAUCCAUAACUUCAAUUUAACCGAUGCGAAUCAUCUCUAUGCAAACUUUGAUUUCACAAUAAGAUCAAACAAUCCGAAUUCGAAAGUGUCAAUAUACUAUGAUUCUAUUGAGGUUUCGGUUCGUUACGAGGAUCAAACCCUAGCAACAAACGCGAUUCAACCGUUUUUUCAACCGCGUAAGAAUGUUACGAGGAUGCAUGUGAGACUAACCGCUCAAACUGUUGCGUUGUAUGAUUCGGUGCCGAAGGAUCUCAAGCUUGAGAAAACUUCGGGGGAUAUUGAAUUGGAUGUGUUGAUUAGAGCAAAGAUAAGGUUUAAGGUUGGAGUGUGGAAAUCGAAACAUCGGGUUUUGAAGGUGUUUUGUUCUAAUCUGUUGGUGAAUUUUUCUAAAGCUAAGACUUUUGAAAGAGACUCUUGUGAUGUUGAAAUGUAA